AUGGAUUCAAGGAUUCCAUAUAGCCAGUCUUCUGGCUAUUUAGGCCUUCAUAACAGUGAACACGAAAGUGUUCUCAAUGGAAACUUUCCUUAUGAGAGUUUUCAUUCUGGAGCAUCAGAAAUCCCUCCUUUCAGUUCACAACAGUUUGAGGUUCCAACUCCACCUGAAGACACACCCGCGGAGCGUGGGAAGAGACAGAAAUGGACACCAGCUGAUGAUGAGUUACAGAACUUCUGGAAAAGAGUUGGCGAAUACUUCGCUGCAAGUCCUCAUGGUACAGACAGUGGUGCAAAGAGGGAGCAUAAACAUUUGAAGCAGCGGUGGCACAAAAUAAAUGAUCUAACCAACAAGUUCUGUGGCGCAUAUGCAGCCGCAGAGAGACAAAAUUGCAGUGGUCAAAACGAGAAUGAUGUUCUCAAGGUGGCUCACGACAUCUUCUACUCUGAUCACAAGAUGAAGUUUAACCUUGAGCAUGCAUGGUGUGUGUUGAGGUAUGACCAGAAAUGGCUUAACCUUAACCCUCCUAAGGCUAGUGGGAGUUCAAAGAGAAAAGAUUGUGUCGAAGGUUCCCAAGCAUCUGUCAAUGUUGGUGAUAAUGAGACCCACCCUAAAGGUAUCAAGGCUGCAAAAGCAAGAAGGAAUACGGCUCAAGGGAAGAUUGUUGAUGAGUAUAAGAGCAUUUGGGAAAUGAAGAAGGAGGAUUUGACGAUGAAGGAGAAGCUGUCUAAGCUAGCCAUACUAGACACUCUCCUUGCAAAAAAAGAUCCACUCAGUGAGGCUGAAGAAAUUGUGAAGAAUAAGCUUCUGGCCCAGUAUUUCUGA
This is a messenger RNA of Brassica napus (rape), 822 nucleotides long. RefSeq names its product glutathione S-transferase T3-like. Lineage: Eukaryota; Viridiplantae; Streptophyta; Magnoliopsida; Brassicales; Brassicaceae. The transcript has 2 exons. The coding region runs from base 1 to 822 and encodes 273 amino acids. The record is from RefSeq and is a predicted model, not a curated record.